Coffea eugenioides is the source of this 3119-nucleotide messenger RNA. RefSeq names its product CRM-domain containing factor CFM3A, chloroplastic/mitochondrial. Bases 180 to 2837 code for a protein of 885 amino acids. Gene Ontology annotation, biological process: RNA splicing, via transesterification reactions. The record is from RefSeq and is a predicted model, not a curated record. Gene Ontology annotation, molecular function: mRNA binding. The transcript has 9 exons. NCBI's taxonomy places the organism in Eukaryota, Viridiplantae, Streptophyta, Magnoliopsida, Gentianales, Rubiaceae.
UCAGUGAACAAAAGUUGUGCCAAAGUAGCGAAAUACUGCCCAACCCAGCUAAAAUCUCCCCGUUUCAGAAUAUCUUUCAGCACUCACCCCUUCUACCUCCAUUUCCCUCUUUCUCAUAUUUUCUGUACAUUCAUAGGUGUUAAUUUGUUCAUGUUGAUUGCUUGUAAACCUCAACAACCAUGGCCUUAGUGCCCAUCCAACACUUCUAUCCAAGAGCUACUACCUUCAUGGACUCAUUUCAGAGCUCAGUAUCCAAACUUCAUGUUAAAACCCGCCUGCAAUUCCUCAGGUAUGGUUAUUCAAUUCCAUUAAAGAAACAAGCUUUCUUUAUAGCCAAUAAGAGUACCAUGAAUUCAGACUCAAUCCAACGACAAAAUCCUCAUAAAAGUUUUGAUUUUGAUGGUAGAACAAAGAAUAAAGAAUGGUAUUUUGCCAGUAAAGGUUCAAACGCUAGUGAGGUGAGCUUGUCUAGGAAUUCUUGGUUGGAUAAAUGGAAUGAAACCCACAAGCAGGAUAAGAAACUUAAAAGGCCUCAGGUAGUGUUGAAUUAUAGAAAUAACGGGGAGGUUUCAAGUUCUGAUUGUGAAGAAAGUGGUGGUGGUACUGGUACUACAAUGGAGAGAAUUGUUGAAAAAUUGAAGAAAUUUGGGUAUGUCGAUAAUGUCACUGACAAGGUAGGGGAGGAUAGAGUGAUUGAGAGAGGGUCUAUUGAGGACAUAUUUUAUAUUGAAGAAGGGAUUUUGCCUAAUACUAGAGGUGGGUUUUCAGAGAAAUCGCCAUUUGGGGAUGAGAGUGUGGUGGGAAGUGAUGGAGAAGUGAGGUUUCCGUGGGAGAAGGACGAGGUAAAAGACAAGGAGAGGUAUUCAGUGAGGCAGAAGAGUAAAACUUCUUUUGCUGAACUGACUCUUCCCGAAUCUGAGCUUAGGAGGCUGAGGAACAUGGCUCUUCGGAUAAAGAAUAAGACGAGGAUUGGUGGUGCUGGUGUUACUCAAGAGGUUGUCGAAAAGAUACAUCAGAAGUGGAAGGGAUCUGAGGUUGUGAGGCUGAAAGUUGAGGGGGCUCCUGCACUUAAUAUGAGGCGAAUGCAUGAAAUUUUAGAGAGAAAAACUGGUGGGUUGGUAAUCUGGAGAUCAGGCACUUCCGUUGCUCUUUACAGAGGUGUAGGAUAUGAAGCUCCUUCUGAACGAUUGAAGAAAAGGAUUUAUAAGGAAAAUGAAAUCCCUCAUGAUCAAUCUCCAGUUACUACCAUCAGUAAUAGCAAUGACCAUUUAGAAUGCAAUCCUUGCAGCAAUGUGCAUACACCUGAAUCUGUAACAAGUUUUAGCAAGGAUGCUGGGGAGAACAGAAGCAUUGGAUCAUUGCCAGAAGUCAAGUAUGAAGAUGAGGUAGGCAAUCUGUUAGAUGGCCUUGGCCCAAGGUACACUGAUUGGCCAGGAGCUGGUCCAUUACCUGUGGAUGCAGAUUUGCUUCCCAGUGUCAUUCCCAGUUAUCAACGUCCUUUCAGAUUACUUCCCUACGGUGUCCGAUCUACCCUUGGAAUGAAGGAGGGAACGGCGUUACGCAGACUUGCCAGAUCGCUACCUCCGCAUUUUGCACUGGGCAGAAGCAGGCAACACCAAGGUCUGGCUGUCGCCAUGAUUAAGCUCUGGGAAAGAAGUUCCAUUGCAAAAAUUGCUCUGAAACGUGGUGUCCAGCUAACUACAAGCGAAAGAAUGGCUGAAGAUAUCAAGAAUUUGACAGGGGGAGUACUACUCUCUAGAAACAAGGACUUCUUGGUGUUUUAUAGAGGGAAAAACUUUUUGUCACCAAAUGUUGCUGAAGCUUUGCUGGAAAAGGAGAGACUGGCUAAGACAUUGCAAGAUGAAGAAGAACAUGCACGCUUGAGGGCAUCAGCCUUGGUUACACCAAGUAGGGUAAUAAGUGAUGAAUCUGGAACUGCUGGUACUCUUGGAGAAACAUUAGAUGCUCAUGCUAGAUGGGGCAAAAAACUAGAUGAUGAUCUCAAGGCAAAAGUUAUGAGAGAAGCAGAAAUGCUGAGGCAUGCCAACCUUGUCAGAAAGCUCGAAACUAAGCUUGCUUUUGCUGAAACAAAGAUAAGUAAAGCUGAACGAGCUCUCUCAAAGGUGGAAGAGACCUUAUAUCCGGCAGAUCGGGCUGCAGAUCUUCAGAGCAUUACUGAUGAAGAGAGGUUUAUGUUUAGAAAGCUUGGUUUAAGGAUGAAAGCAUUCCUACUUCUAGGUAGACGUGGAGUUUUUGACGGUACUGUGGAGAAUAUGCAUUUACAUUGGAAAUACCGCGAACUGGUCAAGAUCAUUGUAAAGGCUAAAAACUUUGAAGAAGUCAAAGCUAUUGCAUUAUCCCUUGAAGCUGAGAGUGGUGGUCUGUUGGUUUCUGUUGACAAAGUAUCGAAGGGCUAUGCUAUAAUUGUUUUUCGGGGUAAGGACUAUAAGAGGCCUUCCACUCUGAGGCCUAAGAAUCUCUUGACAAAAAGAAAAGCGUUGGCUCGCUCUAUUGAGCUUCAAAGGCGCCAGGCUCUCCUGAAGCAUAUUGCAAGGCUGCAAACAAACGUGGAGCAGAUAAGAGGAGAAAUGGAACAAAUGGCAAAUGUGAAGGACCAAGGGGAUGGGGAGCUGUAUGACAGAUUAGAUUCUGCUUAUCCCACCGAGGAUGAUGAGGACAGUGAGGAAGAAGAGGAUGGCGCAUACCCUGAGACAUAUGGCAGUGAAACUGAUCUCGUAGACAAAAGUGAUGACCCUUUUAGUAGUCACCAUUCGGGGAAUUUUGUAUAUCGUACUGGAGAAGUAUCAGAAUCAGAAACAGAAUAUGUGGAGCCAUAGAGCUCGGCAUUCAACAGUGCAAUGUUAGCAUCAUUGGAAUUGGAGGAACAAAGGUGCAGAUGGGCAAACUAACAGGAAGCAGCAGCAGCAGCAGCCAUACAGGUUGCCUUACUAUCCAACGAACAAACUAUGUUCAUCAAUCCAUGAUGCGUGGCGUCUUGUAGUCUUCCUUGAAUCGUUCCAUUCAUUUUAUUUGUAGCUAACUGUACAUGUCCAAAGAAAGUCUUGGCAACAGGCCAGUAAUUGAGUCUCAUAGUCAUGAUAUGGUUUUUGAGCUGUGCA